UCACUCUACCAGUUUUGUGAAAUUAAAUUAAAUACAUUAUUUAUUGUUAAAUAGUUAAAUAAAUAAAUAGCUAAAAUGCAACGCGACGAAAAACUGUUCGAGAUGACGCUGGAGACGGUCCUGCAGCGCCUGAACGACCUGAAGCUAGCUGUGCUGUCCAUGAUCCAGAAACUGGAGCUGGAAUACGAGACCAUCAACUGGCCGACGUUCCUGGACAACUUUGCCAUCAUCUCGAGCCACCUCACCGGCCUGACCAAGAUCCUGGCCAAGGAGCAGUGUCCGCCGCUCAGGAACCGAACCGUACUGCCCCUACUGGUCUCCAUGGACCGGGACGAGACCCUGAUCAACAUCACCGAGGGCCGGGUGCCGGUCUUCUCGCACGACAUCGUUCCCGACUACCUGAGGACCCGCCCGGAUCCGAUUACCGAGCAGAAGAUGCAGCAGAACGAACAGAAGGCGGCCAACCUCACCAACGACGCGGCCAUGAAGCAGGUCACCCAGUACAACAAGGUCGUCUCCCACGUCCUCGACAUGGUCAGCAAGGCGCGCGAGGAGUGGGAGAUCGAGAGCUCCUCGCGCACCGGCAUCCAGCAGACGAGCAGCAUGGCCGACACCCAGCUGCUGGUGGCCGCCGUCGGCAUGGGCAAGGGCCUCAAGCUGACCAAUUAUGGUCCCGGACCCGGGAUGAUGGUGCCGCCCUCGAUCCGGGCACCCUCGCCCAUGGGCGGACCCGCCAUGAGUCCCGGCAACGUGCAGCAGCAGCUGGGCAAGGCGCCCUCGGCCGUCAAGACCAACAUCAAGUCCGCCAACCAAGUUCAUCCCUUCUCUCGAUAGAAAAAACCAUAAUUUAUUGGCUAUUAUCGCUUCCUGCUGGCGGAAUGUGUCGUCGUAAUAAGUUACAUGUGUCCCUAAUCCUAAGACUAUGAUUAAGCAAACAUAAACGUGAACAAAUUCAA
This is a messenger RNA of Drosophila takahashii, 956 nucleotides long. It is a transcript of the gene MED8, whose product is annotated as mediator complex subunit 8. NCBI's taxonomy places the organism in Eukaryota, Metazoa, Arthropoda, Insecta, Diptera, Drosophilidae. Gene Ontology annotation, biological process: regulation of transcription by RNA polymerase II. The record is from RefSeq and is a predicted model, not a curated record. Gene Ontology annotation, cellular component: core mediator complex; mediator complex. Gene Ontology annotation, molecular function: transcription coregulator activity; RNA polymerase II cis-regulatory region sequence-specific DNA binding.